This is a messenger RNA of Aspergillus homomorphus CBS 101889, 3433 nucleotides long. RefSeq names its product putative C6 transcription factor (Ctf1B) (gene farB1). Bases 454 to 3087 code for a protein of 877 amino acids. Gene Ontology annotation, molecular function: DNA binding; DNA-binding transcription factor activity, RNA polymerase II-specific; zinc ion binding. The record is from RefSeq and is a predicted model, not a curated record. NCBI's taxonomy places the organism in Eukaryota, Fungi, Ascomycota, Eurotiomycetes, Eurotiales, Aspergillaceae. Gene Ontology annotation, biological process: regulation of DNA-templated transcription; DNA-templated transcription. The transcript is spliced from 3 exons.
CUUUGGACGAAAAAAAAAAAAAAGGAAAAGAAGAUUGAAACGUGGUCCGGUGAUCGCUCUCCUCUGCUUCCCCGGAAUUCUUCCUUCCCAAGCAAAAGACGGGAGACAGAGUACCUAAAGACAUUCUCGAGUCACUUCUACAUUCGAACACUUAACACGUAUCACGGGUUUAGAAAGAAAACGAAAACCAAGAGGCACAAAGCCAAAGAAAGAUCUACAUCUCCACUCUUCCGUACCUCUCUCUCUUGUUUUGAUCACCAAUUUCAACCUUCUCUGUUUAUCCUUCCACACUUCUUGACUUUCUAUCGUGGACUCUCGAUUGUCCACACAUCGCCUUUUCCCACUCAGCACAUUACUCAGAACAUUUUCCUACCAUCGAAUGGAUUGGAAACAUCCAAUCCGUGCUGCUUCUUUUUCUCCUUCUUUUUCUUCUUCUUCCUCUUCUUCGCAAUAAUGACUAACUCUGCGGCAUCACCGUCACCGACAUCCAACAGUCCCAUGGAGACCGACCCCAAGAGCAAACGCAAGGCCUCUACAGCAGGCCUGCCGGCCAAUUCCCGUCCCGUAAAACGACGGGCUUCGAAGGCAUGCUGCUGUUGUCGGGCUCGUAAGGUGCGAUGUGACGUGGUCGAGAAUGGGUCACCAUGCACCAAUUGUCGCCUGGACCAAGUAGAGUGCAUCGUCACUGAGAGCAAGAGGAGAAAGAAAUCACGCGUGGAAGGUGAUAAUGUCAGCUCACAACCGCCCGCACACGCGCACUCUCCCGUGGAUGGCGCUGAGGAUGGUGCCAACCUCUUUCGCAGACUUAGCGAAUGCCACGGGCUCCCAGACGUCGUUCCUGCGUCUCCAUCCCAGCGUUCGCUGGACUUGGACCAAGGACACCAUAUUCCUCAUCUUUUGUAUCAAAGUCAAGCCAACAGGGCUGGCUCGGGAGAUCGUUUUCGACGGAGAAUGGCGCCCAACCCGGCUGUUCCGGCGACUCUCCCAUUGCACCAUGUCACUUCGCAGAUCCAGCAAUUACUGGACCCCUCUUUUGCGAAUGCGAGAACCGGCGGGGUUGUAUUGCCCGAUUAUAUCCGCGGCCUACCUCCUCGGCUCCAAAAGGAAGACAUUGAUUAUUUGUACCAGAAAGGGGCGUUGACCGUCCCUGACGUGGGUCUACGCAACGAGUUGCUCAAAAGCUAUAUCCACUACGUACACACCUACAUGCCCCUUCUCGACCUGGAAGAAUUUCUGCAAACGAUUGUUCAGAACGACGGUAUCCGUCGAAUGAGUCUGUUGCUCUUCCAGGCUGUGAUGUUUGCCGGUACAGCUUUCAUUGACCUCAAGUACCUUCAUGCGGCGGGCUAUCCUUCACGAAAGGCGGCCCGCAAGGGCUUCUUCCAGCGCGCAAGGCUUCUCUAUGAUUUUGACUACGAAGUGGACCGGAUCUCGCUCGUUCAGUCUCUGCUUUUGAUGACCUACUGGUAUGAGACACCCGAUGAUCAGAAGGAUACCUGGCAUUGGAUGGGUGUGAGUCUGUCGCUUGCACACACGAUCGGCUUACAUCGGGAUCCGGGCAACUCCCGCAUGGAUGUUCGACGCCAGCGAAUGUGGAAACGAAUCUGGUGGAGCACAUAUACACGCGAUCGUCUGAUUGCGCUAGGGAUGAGACGCCCUAUGCGUGUGAAAGACGAUGACUGUGACGUUCCUAUGUUGACCCUCGACGAUUUUGAGUUCCAGUCGUUUUCUCCCGAGAUCGUGAGCAUGGUGGGCAAUUCGGAGAUUCUACAGAACCCAAAUCAUCAGCGAGAGCUAGCCCUGAUGUUCAUCGAGAAGGCAAAGCUCUGUCUGUGUGUCAGCCAUGUGUUGUCCGCACAGUACUCGGUCUUAAGUCACAAAUUCGGCGGGACGAUGGAGACUACGAUGAUGCUGGUACCCAAGAAGUCGGCGGCAGAAACUUUUGAGGUUCGCCGUUGUGACCAAGAGUUAGAAGACUGGCUGGCCCACCUUCCUACCGAGAUUCAAUAUGCCCCUGCCGCACCUGCCAGAUUGGGUGAGGCUCAAGAGGUGCUUCAUUCCCACCGAGCUCUACUGAAAAUGGUCUAUUUGACAACGUCCAGCGCUCUGCAUCGCCCGCAGGUUCUCCCCGCUAUUCCUUUCCCAUCCACGGACGCUGAAUUACAAGAGAUCUCAAGGAACAAGGUUAGAUAUGCUGCCAUUGAGAUCACGAAUAUCGCCCAAGACCUACAUAGUCUUGAUUUAACCCGAUUCUUCCCUACGACUGGUGUCACCGUUCUUCUUCCUGCCGUUAUAAUCCAUCUUCUCGAUAUCAAGUCUAGCGAUCCCACGAUCCGAAUGACCAGUCUACAGCGAUUCUAUCAAUGCAUGCGAAUCCUACAGCGCCUAAGGGAGAUCUACGCAUCUGCCGACUUCGCGACAUCGUUCUUGGAGGCUGCGAUCCGGAAGGCCGGCAUUCAGCUCACAGUGGCACCACAGGAUAUGCAGGCACGGUCCAGCAGUACGCUCGACGCGACCACUCGCAUCAAUGCCUUGACUCCGCCUCCAGAUUCCUUGGCACAGAAGAUCCCCGAUCUUACAUUCCCUAAGUCUGAUGCGGCUGGGCUUACCGAACAGCUUGCUGCGGAAAGCGGGCCUACUUUUGCCUCAACUCCACCGGCUUCUGACGGCAGCGAGAAUGGCAGCACAAGUAAUAUCAACCCGAGCUACCGUCAGGACGCUUUCGGUAUCCCACACCUGGAUGCGGAACUAAGCCUAAGCCAACUGAUGGACCUGGCGAACGACGCAGAAGUCACGCAGAAUGACUUCGAUGCUUUAAUCAAUUUUGAUGACCCUGGGGCUGACUUUCUUGGUGCCGAUGAUGGUCUCAGUUCUGCCGGACUCGCCGGGGGGAAGGGCUACAAUUUUAGCCUGGGUGCGCUGGAAAACUUGCCUGACAUGACUACAUUCCAUCCCGCGGGCAAAGGUCUCGAUCUAACGGGUCUGGAAGACGGACAACUUUGCGACGAGCGCGUCCCUGGGGUGGCGCAAACCGAGAUGAAUACAAUCUCAUCCGAUCUUGACGCUGAGCUCGGAUUAAAUCUCUGAGACUUGCCUGACGUAUCCUACGUUGCCUGAGUGCAAUCUUGAUUGUUGUUGUUGUUUUGUUUUCGUUUGGGUGCAAUUCCUGUUGAUGAUAAUGAUCUGUCUUUCCCCUCGGCGCACAUACUUCGCCCUUGUGCCUACGUUCUAAGACAUAAGCAUCGGAGUCUUCUCGCUUUGUUUAGGAUUUGGGCGGAACUACCUAAAGGGGUCUGUUCAAUAUCUUUUGCCCCCUUCUUUGAACAGCUGGGUAUGUUUGGUUUCACGAUGACGCUAGUAAUUGUGCCUGCCGAUGUUUGUAUAUAAUCCGCACUGCAAAGCCGCAUGCGAUAUGAGGCAUAUAAAUGUGUAC